UUAUUUUAUUAGCUACGAUCUCAAUGAUCAAUGCUAUUCCAUAUCAGCUUCAUAAAAGAGCUACUACCUUUAUAGAAUGCAAUAAUGCUAUAAAACCUCCACUUCUCACCACAACAAUCACUCCUGAUCCUCCCGUUCCUGGAGGAAUAUUAAGUAUUAGUGCUUCUGGAGCACCAACUGACGGUAUCCCCGCAGGUUCCAUGGUUGCUAUUGCAUUUAUUGGUGCUGAUAAUAAUAUCAUAGGUACAGCUAGCAUUACAGACUUUUGUACUUUGUCAGGAAUCACUUGUCCGGUUGGAGCUGCAGUAUCAUUCACUAUACCACCCAUUAACAUAACAGCGCCAGCCACUAUUGCUGGUACCGCUUUGAGUAUUAAUGUUGUAGAUGCCGCAGAGAAACCAUUACUCUGUGCAGUGGCUCGUUUUUGA
This is a messenger RNA of Entrophospora candida, 428 nucleotides long. Lineage: Eukaryota; Fungi; Glomeromycota; Glomeromycetes; Entrophosporales; Entrophosporaceae. The record is from the annotation of a GenBank genome assembly.